CGGUCAGAUUGCGUGCACAUUUUGAGAAUGUAAUUUUGAUCAAACUGUAUGUUUUUUUUUUUGCAGAAUACUAUUUGUUAAAAUUGUACUAUCUUAAAUAUAUGGUGUGUUCACGUUUUAAUCCCAUGAUGGGACACAAAGGAUUUUCGGUCGCAGUCCUGGUUUGCAGCGUUUCUUUCUUUCUUCUCACACUGCACUCCGCCUAUGGAGACGUGAGCUAUUCUUUUCCCGAGGAGAUGAAACGCGGAUCUGUGAUUGGAAAUAUAGCCAAYGAUCUCGGACUGGAGGCGAGCAGACUGUCCGCUCGCAAGGCCCGUAUUGAUACKGAAGGGAACCGCAAACGUUAUUGUGACAUUAAUCUGAGCACCGGAGAUCUUAUUGUUGCGGAAAGGAUUGACAGAGAGGGGCUUUGUGGCAAGAAGAUUUCGUGCGUUUUAAAUCAGGAACUUGUAUUAGAGAAUCCGUUGGAGCUGCAACGUAUUAGUCUUCAUGUUCAAGAUAUAAAUGAUAAUUCCCCACAAUUUAAUGAGCACAUGAUAGAUAUGGAAAUAAGCGAAUCGGCAUCUAAAGGCGCUCGUUUCUUAUUAGGAGAGGCCCAUGACGCAGACAUAGGACACAACUCAGUCCAAACAUACACGCUAGAAAGGAAUGAGAAUUUCGUUUUGAUUGUUGACAGUAACAGUGUUGAGCUUGUUCUAGAGAAAGAGCUCGAUCGAGAACAAAAGAACGAUCUCAAAUUAUUACUCACGACGAUGGACGGUGGCACUCCGCAGAGAUCAGGUACUGUGGUCAUACACGUCACUGUCCUGGAUGCUAACGAUAAUGCCCCAGUGUUUAGCCAGGCCGUCUAUAAAGUCAGUCUCCAGGAAAACUCUCCUUUAGAUACUGUAGUGGUAACAGUGAGUGCUACAGAUGCAGAUGAGGGCGUGAACGGGGAGAUGGCUUAUGACUUCGAUCACAUUUCAGAUGAGGAUAAGACAGUAUUUUCUAUGGACCGUAAGACAGGAAUAAUUAAAGUUAUCGGCGCUGUUGACUUUGAAGACGUUCCGUUGUUUGAGCUGCGCAUUAAAGCGAAGGAUGGUUUAGGCUUAGCCUCAUAUGCCAAAGUGAUAAUAGAAAUUACUGACAUAAAUGACAACGCCCCAGUGAUAUAUCUAAAAUCUCUGAGUAACCCCAUACCUGAGAACGCGUCACCUGGUACAGAGGUGGGCAUCAUUAACGUGCAGGAUAGAGACUCUGAGAAUAACCGUCAGGUCCGAUGCUCCAUUCAGCAAAACGUUCCUUUUAAGCUGGUGCCAUCCAUCAAAAACUACUAUUCUCUGGUGACCACGGGCGAACUGGACCGUGAACUAGUGUCUGAUUACAACAUUACAAUCAUUGCCACCGACGAGGGCUCUCCGCCUCUGUCCUCCUCUAAAAGUGUUCAGUUAUCUGUAGCUGACGUGAACGACAACCCACCUGUGUUUGAGGAACAGUCCUAUAGCGCCCACGUGACUGAAAAUAACCAACCUGGUUCCUCCGUGUGUUCCGUUACUGCUCGAGACCCAGACUGGAGACAGAAUGGCACAGUUAUUUAUUCCCUUUUACCUGGCGAGAUGAACGGUGUCCCGGUGUCCUCAUUGUUAUCUGUUAACGGAGACACUGGGGUGAUCCACGCUGUGAGGUCAUUUGAUUAUGAACAGUUCAGGAGCUUUAAAGUCCACGUUGUGGCCAGGGACAACGGUUCUCCUCCGCUCAGCAGCAACGUCACCGUCAGUGUGUUCAUAACGGAUGUGAAUGACAACUCUCCUCAGAUACUAUAUCCCGCUCCGGAGGGGAACUCUUUCAUGACCGAGCUGGUCCCCAAAGCUGCACACGGGGGCUCUCUGGUUUCCAAGGUGAUAGCGGUGGACGCGGACUCCGGCCAGAACGCCUGGCUGUCCUAUCAUAUAGUCAAAUCCACUGAUCCGGGACUUUUCACUAUUGGUCUCCACAGCGGAGAGAUCAGGACACAGCGGGACAUUUCUGAAUCUGACAGCAUGAAACAGAACCUUAUUGUGUCAGUAAAAGAUAACGGACAGCCCUCUCUCUCUGCGACCUGUGCCAUGUAUUUAGUGAUUUCUGAUAACUUGGCUGAAGUGCCYGAACUGAAAGAUAUAUCUUAUGAUGAGAGCAAUUCCAAACUCACCUCUUAUCUGAUCAUCGCGCUGGUGUCCGUCUCCACCUUUUUCCUCACCUUCAUUGUUGUCAUCCUGGCCGUGAGGUUUUGCCGCAGGAGAAAGCCCAGACUGUUGUUUGACGGAGCGGUCGCUAUCCCAAGUGCUUAUCUCCCGCCCAACUACGCAGAUGUGGAUGGAGCGGGAACUCUCCGCAGCACCUACAAUUAUGACGCCUACCUGACGACGGGUUCACGCACAAGUGACUUCAACUUUGUCACAUCUUACAUUGACACCACCCUGCCUGCGGAUCAGACUUUGAGAAAAACUCCAAAAGACUUUGCUGAAGAACUUGAUGAUUCUGAUGUGUCCUCACAGGUAGGCCUGAACUGUAAAUAA
Messenger RNA from Salvelinus sp. IW2-2015, 2534 nucleotides. Its product is annotated as protocadherin gamma-A12-like. Gene Ontology annotation, molecular function: calcium ion binding. The record is from RefSeq and is a predicted model, not a curated record. Lineage: Eukaryota; Metazoa; Chordata; Actinopteri; Salmoniformes; Salmonidae. Gene Ontology annotation, biological process: homophilic cell-cell adhesion. Gene Ontology annotation, cellular component: plasma membrane.